CCGAGAGGUAUAAAAGUGACAGUAAAGGAAUGUGUUGAACUAGAGAGAAGAACAGAGGCGGAGGAGGGUAAAGUGAAUGUGGGAACGAGUACAGAACAGAGAAAAGUCAAGACCGCACACUUGACACGAAGGUGAACGUUCAAGGGUCACAUGUUGCAGCAGAGUGUGAGAAUGUCGCUGAGGUCACUUCUCGUCCUUCUGGGAUUCACUUCUGUGGCUGCUGUUACUACUCGAGACAACUAUGAGUGGACUACGUGGUUCAACGUCGAUCACCCAGAAGGUCCUGGGGACUACGAGCAGCUGGAGGCCAUUCGCUUUUAUUACCGUACACGAGUAUGUGAGACCCCACGUGCCAUUGAGGCCAGAACCACUGACUGGGUCCCAGCACGUGAAACUGGGGAGAAGGUCCAUGCUGACCCCACUGUGGGCUUCUGGUGUUUCAAUGAGGAGCAAGGUCCUGGGCGCAACUGCUCUAACUAUGCAGUCCGCUUUCUCUGUCCUAAAGUAGACAACAGUGUGAACAUUGAGGGUACCUGGGGUCCUUGGUCAGACUGGAGCCCAUGUCCUGCUCUGUGUGGCCAAGUGGGGGUCCGGCUUCGCUCUAGACACUGCCUAUCGGGAUCAGUCCCAUGCAACGGACCCAAGGUAGAAGGCAAAUCAUGCAACGGACCUGAAUGUCCAACGCCACAGUGUUCCCUGCAGUGCACGAUGGGGAAGGUGAACGCCUUCUGUGACACGUGCAUGUGUGAAAAGCACGUCCUGUUGGGGUCUGUGCGUGGAGCUGGUGGGCUCACUGCAGAGGGGGCAACCAUCCUUCAAAGCGGCAAACUCCUCACCCUCACUGACCACAACGGGCACUUCCGUAUCCCUGGCGUGUGCCCCGACGGAAACACCACCCUGACGGUCCGCCUACAGGGCCAUGCCACCGCUGACGUUGUUGUGCCCCACAGCGACGAACACACCUCGGUUCUCAGUGUCCAGCUGAAAAGAACGGAGAAGCUCCACGUGCUGAGCAACCCUGAGAGCAAAGCCAGGAGGGAGGGACAAACCGCCGCUUUCUGCUGCAAAGUAGCAGGAACACCACAGCCAGACAAGUAUCAGUGGUUUCAUAACAACAGUCUCCUGGAGAAACACUCUGGGAGCACCUUAGUCCUGAAAAAUCUGGGUGCUGAGCAUGCAGGGGAGUACUACUGCAGAGCAAGCGCUCUCUCUGGCAGUAUCAAGACAAAACCAGCCACACUUCAGGUCUUAGCUAAAGACGAGCAUUCGUGCAACCCCAGGCCUGAACCUCACGUCAUACGUCUUCCUCAUGACUGCUACCAAAGCAGCACAGACUCAUUCUACUAUGACGUGGGAAAGUGCCCCACAUCUAAGUGUGCUGGACAGCUGGAUAAUGGCAUCAGGUGCAGCGACAAAGUGGCCUACUGCUGCGGGGUGAAGAAGAUGGACAAGCGGAAGAUAACCUGUGAGGGCUACGAACUACCUACCAUGGUGGUGACUGAAUGUGGCUGCCAGAAAUGCGUGGACACAAAGGCUACUGUGCAUGGUAGGGCAUUUGCUGCGGACAAUGGUGAGCCAAUGAGGUUUGGCCACAUUUUUAUGGAUGGAGUCAGAAUCAGCCGCACAGGUUACAAAGGUACAUUCUCCAUCCAGGUCCCUGCAGAAACAGACAGGCUCGUCUUAACAUUUGUGGACAACAUGCAGAAAUUUGUGAAUACGACAAAGGUGCUUACGUUUAACACCAAAGGAGGAGCGGUUUACCAUGAAAUCAGACUACUAAGAAAAAAGGCUCCUGUGACAAUCAGCUCCACAGAAACCAAUACUCUGGAACUUGGGGAGGCAGACGGCCAAGAGGCAAUGGUUCAAAUUCAGAUUCCUCCCCAUACUUUUUUCAGGGAGAAUGGGGAAGUCUUCACGGGUAACGUCAAUGCUAGUGUAACUUUUCUUGACCCUAGAGAUGUAUCCACAGCUGCUGCAGCUCAAAGUGAUCUCAAUUUUGUAGGGGAUGAAGGAGAUACCCUGCCAUUGAGAACCUAUGGUAUGUUCUCAGUUGACUUCAGGGGUGAGGAAAAUAACGAGCCCCUAAAUGCAGGCGAAGUAAAGGUCUUCUUAGAUUCUGCUCAGGUAAAGAUGACCGAACACCUCCAGACCAUGAAACUGUGGUCCUUAAAUCCCCAUACUGGUCUUUGGGAGCAGGAGGGAAGUCUGCAGAUGGAGAAGAAAAGAAGAGGAAAAAGGGAAGAGAGAACCUUUCUGAUUGGAAACAUGGAGAUCAGAGAGAGGCGUCUGUUUAACCUAGAUGUCCCAGAGAACCGGCGGUGUUACGUGAAAGUAAGGGCCUUCCGCAGUGAACGCUACAUGCCCAGUGAGCAGGUGGAAGGAGUUGUGGUGAGUCUCAUAAACAUGGAGCCCACGGUUGGUUUCUCCACCAACCCACGGGCCUGGGGACGUUUUGAUAGUGCCGUCACUGGCUCCAAUGGAGCCUGUCUUCCUGCCUUCUGUGAUGAACAGGCAGACGCCUAUUCUGCAUACGUCAUGGCCAACCUUGGAGGUGAGGAACUAGAGGCAGUCCCUUCUGCUCCCAAAUUCAAUCCCGGCCUCAUAGGAGUGCCCCAGCCUUACCUAGGUAAACUUAACUACAGGCGAUCUGACCAUGAAGACUCCAGGCUGAAGAAGACAGCAUUCAGCAUCAAUCUGGCAAAACCAAGCCCCAACACGGCCGAGGAAGGCAACGGACCUGUGUAUGCAUAUGAAAAGUUAAAAGAAUGUGAGGAGGCGCCGUUCAGUGCAGCACAUUUCCGCUUUUCAAGGGUAGAAGGAGACCGAUACGAUUACAACACAGUGCCAUUCAACGAAGAUGACCCAAUGAGCUGGACCGAGGACUACCUGAACUGGUGGCCAAAGCCCAUGGAAUACCGAGCCUGCUACAUCAAAGUCAAACUCAACAGCCCACAUGAGAUCAAUGUGCGGUCUCACAACAUGGGUGGAACCCACCCCAAGACGGUGGGCCAGUUGUACGGCCUCCGAGACACUCGCAGCAUCCGUGACAUGGACCAGACCAAUGUAUCCGCUGUUUGCCUCGAGUUCAAAUGCAGCGGGAUGCUGUACGACCAGGAUCGUGUCGAUCGUACCCUGGUGAAGGUGAUUCCACAAGGAAGCUGUAAGAGAGAUCACGUCAACGCUAAGCUACAGGAGUACUUAGUUAACCAUCUGCCCCUGGCUGUGAACAAUGACACUAAUGAGUUCACCAUGCUAGCACCUCUCGACCCGCUGGGCCAUAACUAUGGGAUUUACACAGUAACGGACCAGGAUCCCCGCACAGCCAAAGAAAUCGCCCUUGGACGUUGCUUUGAUGGCUCUUCAGAUGGUACGUCUCGUGUCAUGAAGAGCAAUGAGGGCAUAGCGCUGACGUUCACCUGUGGAGAUCGUGAGGCAAUGCGCCAGAGCAUCUUCCAGGUUGUGCAGAAUUCUCAAGGUCAGAUCGGAACAAGUAAAGGGAGAGGAGAAAGCAGGCACAACAGACGCCGGCAGAGCAGUAGACGUAGCACCAGAAAUCCUACAGGAAAACGUACGAAGCCACAAGCCAAACAGUGAAUGGGCUUCAUGCAGAUUCCUGGUAAAUAAUUACCCUAGAGGUGGACAGCAUUAACCUUCAGGCAUGUAUUGACUGAUCUAAGAUUAAGUGAAUAUGUACCUAAACAAAUCUAAGCCUAUUUUCAUUUUUAGCUUUACCCCAAUGAAUAACUUGUUUGUUGUUUUACAACUGUACUGUAGUAAAUAUUUACUUGAAUUUGUAAAUAUUGUAAUAUUUAUUACAUAUACCUUAGAAUUCUGAGCUCACUGCUGUGUUUAUCACUAAAGAAACGCAAGGACGACA
Molecule: messenger RNA, 3877 nt
Organism: Betta splendens (Siamese fighting fish)
Lineage: Eukaryota; Metazoa; Chordata; Actinopteri; Anabantiformes; Osphronemidae
Gene: cilp
Product: cartilage intermediate layer protein, nucleotide pyrophosphohydrolase
Exons: 8
Coding region: 151-3594 (1147 amino acids)
Source: RefSeq, a predicted model, not a curated record